Molecule: messenger RNA, 3576 nt
Organism: Solea senegalensis (Senegalese sole)
Lineage: Eukaryota; Metazoa; Chordata; Actinopteri; Pleuronectiformes; Soleidae
Gene: mtmr1a
Product: myotubularin related protein 1a
Exons: 20
Coding region: 129-2213 (694 amino acids)
Biological process (GO): dephosphorylation
Molecular function (GO): phosphatidylinositol-3,5-bisphosphate 3-phosphatase activity
Source: RefSeq, a predicted model, not a curated record
CCACACACAUUUACACACAUAUUCUUACACUGAAGACACACGCACACACUGUGAGUACAGACUGGUUUAAUCUCUCUCUAUCCUCCAAAGAGGAACCGUCCUCGUCGUCAACACUUCCUCACUGACAGAUGGAGAAACAGGCCGGAGCUGCCGGAGCUGCGGACGGAGCAGGGCCGAGCAGAAAGCCCUGGAGCUCGGCUAACUACGUAGAAGCGGUCGCUGAAUCUCUGGACAGUUCAUCAGGUUCUCAUGUAGAGUGGUGUAAACAACUGAUAGCAGCUACCAUCUCCAGUCAGAUCUCAGGAUCCGUCCCACCUGACAUCAGCAACAGGGAUAACAAGGAUGGAAGAAGACCAGAUUUCAUGGUGUCCAAGAGGCUGAAUUCCAGGCAGGAUUUACAUGAUGAAGGGCAUUGUUACCAUGGAGACAGUGAUUCUGAGCAUCCUUCCAAUGCUUCGAACCUUCCAGCUCUGAGAUAUGGCUCACAAGUCAGAAUGUUCCAGAACCAGGUUCCUCUGCUGCCUGGAGAGACCAUCCAGACUACAGUGAAGGAUGUGAUGUAUAUCUGUCCGUUCAGUGGUCUAGUUAACGGGACUCUGACCAUCACAGACUAUAAGCUCUACUUCACCAGUGUGGAAAGGGAGGCGCCGUUCAUUCUCGAUGUUAACCUGGGAGCCAUCAGCAGACUGGAGACCAUCAGUGUAACCACACAAGGAGAGAACACCAAGGGACUUGAGCUGGUCUGCAAGGAUAUGAGGAGUCCCAGGUUUGCCUAUAAACGAGAGGAGAGCCACCCAGAUGUGGUGGAGGCUGUCACCAAACAUGCCUUCCCACUCUCCCACAACCUGCCUCUGUUUGCCUUUCUGUACAAGGAGAAGUUUCCUGUGGAUGGCUGGAAGGUGUACGACGCUACAGCCGAGUACAGGCGUCAGGGUCUUCCUAAUGAGAGCUGGACCAUCAGUAAGAUUAACAGCAGCUAUGAACUGUGUGACACUUAUCCCUCCGUCCUGGUCGUCCCCACCAACAUAACAGACGACGACAUCAAACAAGUGGCCAUGUUCAGAGCCAAGCACCGUAUACCGGUCUUGUCCUGGAUCCACCCAGAGUCUCAGGCCACCAUCGUACGAUGCAGCCAGCCUUUAGUUGGACCUUCAGAUCGUCGCUGUAAGGAGGAUGAACACUUCCUCCAAAUCAUCAUGGAUGCAAACGCACAGUCACACAAACUCACCAUCUUUGAUGCCCGGCAGAGUAGUGUAGCAGUCACCAACAAGGCAAAGGAUGGAGGGUAUGAGAGUGAGAGCUUCUACUCAAGCGUGGAGCUGAACUUUCUGGAAAUCCCCAACAUACAUGUGAUGAGGGAGUCGCUGCGGAAGCUGAAGGAUGUGGUUUAUCCCACCAUAGAUGAAGCCCACUGGCACUCUGCUAUUGACCAGACACACUGGCUGGAGUACAUCCGGCUGUUGUUAGCCGGAGCAGCUAAAGUAGCAGAUAAGCUGGAGUCCGGGAAGUCGUCGGUGGUGGUUCACUGCAGUGACGGCUGGGACAGAACGGCUCAGCUCACCUCUCUGGCCAUGCUGAUGCUGGACAGCUACUACCGCACUCUCAGAGGAUUCCAGGUUCUGGUGGAGAAGGAGUGGAUCAGUUUUGGACACAAGUUUGCUGCACGCGUGGGUCACGGUGAUGAGAACCAUGCGAACUCCGAGCGCUCCCCUCUCUUCGUCCAGUUCAUGGACUGUGUUUGGCAGAUGACUCGACAGUUCCCAGCAGCCUUUGAGUUCAACGAGCUGUUCCUGAUCACAGUGUUGGACCACCUCUACAGCUGUCUCUUUGGUACAUUCCUUUAUAACAGUGAGGAGGAGAGAGCAGCCAAGGAGGUGCAGACCAACACCGUGUCUCUGUGGUCCUACAUAAACAGUCAACCUGAGGACUUCACCAACCCUUUCUAUGUGGACUACGAGCACCAUGUUCUGUAUCCUCUGGUUUCCUGUCGACACCUGGAGCUGUGGACCAGUUACUACGCCCGCUGGAACCCUCGCAUGAGGCCGCAGGUGCCAGUGCACCAGACCCUGAAGGAGCUGCUGUUCCUCAGAGCUGAACUGCAGAGGAGAGUGGACGAGCUGCAGAGAGAGACGUCGUCCCACUCCCUGUCCUCCACUGAACACUCUCCUGCCAACACACACGCUGCAGGGACGCCUCUACACACUGCCGUCUGACACACACACACACACACACACACUGUCUGUCACGCCCCCGUUUUUAUCACUAAAUUACAACAUUUACAAUAAAAGGAGAGGUUUGUUACAUUUAUAUGAAGAUUCCAAAGUAAAAGUAUUAAAAGCAGAGUCUGACAUGAGCAACAGUGAUGUACAGUAUCUGUGCUUCUUAUUUAUAUUAUUAAAAGUCAGUGCAGACACUGAGCUCAGUGAAGGAAAAAAACUUUACUUCUUCUAUCAUGACGUGUGACAUCAAAGUCUCAGGGCUCUUUUAUUUUGUAACUGCAGGAAGCUGAGGCUCAUGUCGGCGGUUAAAGAACUUGGUCACAGGGGACUUCCUGUCUGCCUCCUGUGUGAGGGAGGGGGAAGCUCAUUUUACAUUUGGUGAAGCUUUGACUUAUAAAUGAUAUCUGGAUAUUUUUAAGACUUGUAAAAGUUUUCUUUUGUGAUGUUUGUGCUUCUCAAAGGAGAGUGACAAUAAUACUGUAAAUAUCUACUGUUUAUGACAGUGGUCAGCAACUGGCCAGCAUCGGUAUUUGUGAAGAUACACAAAUAUUCAGAGAUUUUAAAUCAUCUUUUGAAAAAAAAUAUGAACUAAUUCAAAGAGACUGUGUUGCUAGAAUUGUCAUUGAAAACUAAAAAUGUAACACUUCAACACACGUUCACAGAGUAAAUGUGUGUAAAGUAACUGUCAGCAGCAGUUUUUCUCCAAAAUGAAAGGGUGAACCUUAAUGAUCAACAGUUCUUUCACCAGGCCACUGUCGUUAGUACUUAAUGUCGUGCACUCGCGUAUGUGUGUCAGAGUCACAGCUGUCUUCGACACUGUAGUUGUUGUUUUUAUUUCAUUCUUCAAACACAGGAAAAGAAAAUCCCAAAAUGGGAAUGAAAAGAAGGAUGUGACAGUAUUUCAUCUGAGACGGUCGUGAGGGUUCCUCCCACUGAAGCCCUCACAGUAUUCCACAGGAGGACUUUUUUUCUUUCACUUCAUUCUCAUCCCUCACUGAUUUCCCACUAGUGUUGCAUGGCGCGACAAACAGGAAGUGACCUCAUCUUCCUCCUCUCCGUUACGUGAACACUGCCUCACUGCUCCUCUGUAUUUAUCAUCAUGUUGCCUUUAUGUGUCCACAUCCUCAAAGUGGGAUGUUUUUUUUGUUGUUCUGUUCCUGCCAAACCACUUAAUAUAUAUAUUUGUAAUGUAAAUCACAUGUGGAAGUGUUGUGAGAGUGUUGAGUUGUGUCUUCUUAUGUCAAUAACUUGUCUAAUUAUGUUCAAUUGAAGUGAUAGUUUGGGUUUUUUGAAGUGCAAUUGUAUGAGGUGCUGACACAAGAGAAACUCAAUAAAACCACCAUUCUUAGAAGAUCUA